Leishmania major strain Friedlin is the source of this 2628-nucleotide messenger RNA. RefSeq lists its product as hypothetical. Gene Ontology annotation, molecular function: GTPase activity; translation elongation factor activity; GTP binding. Lineage: Eukaryota; Euglenozoa; Kinetoplastea; Trypanosomatida; Trypanosomatidae. The coding region runs from base 1 to 2628 and encodes 875 amino acids. The transcript has a single exon. The record is from RefSeq and is a predicted model, not a curated record. Gene Ontology annotation, biological process: translational elongation.
AUGCUGCAACAGGAGGCGUUCCGAAUACACAGGAAGUCUAGCGACGCCACGGCUAGCGUCGGCACAGGAUACCAGGACGAUGCCGUCGCCACCAACACCCCGUCGUGCACUUCGACUUCCCACUUGGUGCCACCAUCGUCUUUACUAGCCCCUAAUGGAUGCUCUUCGACAACGGCGGUGGGGGCCGGCGAAGUCGCGGCGGUGUCAUCAAUAUUGUCACCACCAACGUCGUCGUCAGCUCACGGCGAGCAGAUGCCGAGUCUCCAUACAUUAGUGCAGGAGACGCAUGCUGAGACAAAAUCGCAGCAGCAGAUCUUGGCCGAGCGCGCGCACGCCUCGUUUCGCCAUGACCGCCGCCUCCAACGAGGUCAGAUGGAUCCCAGACAGACCGACGCACUCGCAUCGUCAACGCCUCACUCACCUCCCCCUUGGACGGGCUCUCCAGCGUGGGUGGCACUUCCAGAGUCGGUGGUGGCACACAGUGAGGAGACCGCCCCGCCUUCGCUGCUGCUCGAUGGCGCCGAUGAAGGUGACUGUGUCUCUACUCGCCCGACCGCGUGGAUGUGCAGCUCCUUCUCUGUCAUGAACUCCACUCCGCCUCAGCUGCUUCCGCCAUCCGCUGCAUCUAAGACGAGCUCCGCAACACCUGAUGGACGGGUGGGCUGGCUGGCAUAUCAGUCUCUCACCGCGGAGGAUGACGAGGGCGAUGUGGAGUACAAGUGGCGCCUCACCGGCAUCUCGCCGAGCCGCUUCCAGCACCUCGUGACGCAAAUGCAGUUUCGUGUCUCAGAGGGCCAUGGCCAGUGCCUCUAUGAGCUCGGCGUCUCCGACGACGGCACCCCUCGCGGGUUGACCCGGCGGGACUUCAACGAGUCCGUGCAGACCAUUAAUCGUAUGGCAGCUCAGCUGCAACUAGAGGCGACGCUGCUGCAAUGCUGUGUCGUCAGAAAGACUGCCGCGACCCCGGCCAGAGGCAGCGUUUCCUCUCCAUACGACAAGUUAAAGUUCACUGCGGCAGAGAGCGCGGGGCGAGAUGGCGAACAACAUGAGCCAUGCCUCAGCAAGGAGAAUGAGGAGGAGCUGCUGUGUGGAGAGAUUAUGCUAUCGCGGCGUCAGGCAGGCAAUGGCGGCCACGAUUUGAGCGUCGCCUUCUGCGGCGCCGUCGGCUCUGGCAAGUCGACGCUGAUGGCGGUGCUCCUCACGUCUCGCCUCGACGACGGCUGCGGUGGAACGCGGCAGUCCCUCUUCAACCACAAGCACGAGCUCGACACAGGGCGGACAAGCUCGCUGGCGUCGCGGAUUUGGACGGUGAAGCAGGAACCGGCUGACACGUCACCAGAGCCGACGCGGUCUGUCAGUGCAGCGCAGCUACCGUCGCCCAGGGACUCGCCCGCUGCGGCCCUGCGCGGCUCCGCUUGCAGCUGGUCCUGCGCCUCAUCUCCUGCGGCGCCGCUGCCACCAUCAACGCUGCCUUUCAUGGGCGCCUCGCCGCGCUCCAUCACGCUUCUCGACGCUGGCGGCGACAUCACGAAAACGAUGCUGUUUUGCCUCAUGAGCCGCAAGCCGGAUUACGUGUGCGUGUGCGUGGCGGCCGACACUGCCGACGUCUCCGACGUCUCUCUCUACGCGGAGGUGUGCUGCGCCAUGAACACACCGCUUGUCGUGGUGGUCACCAAGAGCGACUUGGUGGAGGAAUUCGAGCUGGAUGGCCUUAUCAUGGAACUCGCGAUUGCGCUGGAGGUGGUGGGGUGUGAGUCGGAGCAGGUGGACUCGACACUGAUGGCCGCAGCGUACUGCCGGGCGUGGCUACCACGCCACCGCGACUCCGCCGUGGAGGGAGGUGUGGGCACGACAACUCCCAUUUCCACCCCAAACACGACAGCGGGCCCGCCCCGUGUCGAGCGGCUGCGCGUGCCCGUGUUUUGUGUGUCGUCGGUGCAAGGCGGAGAAGGUCUGGAGUUGUUCCGCUAUUGCCUCUCCCACCUACAGAGACCUCCUCCCUCGCCUCUGCUGAGCCCGUCAUCGUGGGCAUCAAAGCCCCCCUUUGAAGUGCUCCUGGACUACGCCUUUGUCGUCGAUGGCGUGGGGCACGUCGUGCACGGCCGCGUCGCACGCGGCGCAGUGGAGGUGGGGUGCAGCUGCUACAUUGGGCCUGGCAGCGACGGUCGCUUCUAUGCUGUGCUUGUGCGCGGCAUCCACGUUGACGGUGAGCACGUGAACGAGGCCCAGGUUGGCGACGAGGCCACGUUCGCUCUGAACCGACUUCCGGACGCGGUGACGGUCUCGCAGAAGGGGAAAGUUCUUGUGCGCCAGCCGGAGACGGCGGUGUGGUCUUUCCAGGCUGCCGUCUCGGUGCUAUCGCAGUCGAUAAGCGCGCAUAUGGAGCCGAUCAUGUACACUCGCAAUGCGCGCCAGGCUGCGUGCGUGACUUCUGUGACGUCACCUGGUAGCGAGGAGGAGAGCGACGCCGCCGCAGCUACUGGCCUCCGCGCGAGCGUCCUGGUACAGUGCCGUUUUCUUUUUCGUCCAGAAGUGGUCAGCGCCGGCGACGCGGUGGUGCUGCACUGGGCCCCGCGCGGCAUUGCCGUUGGCCGCAUCACGUCCGUGAAGGCGCCGGUCAAGUUGUAG